AUGGGCCCCUGUACCGCCUCCUCAUGCUGCUGCCAGGCCCGUAAUCUGCCAUGGGCCCCCGUACCGACCUCCUCAUGCUGCUGCCAGGCCCGUAAUCUGUCAUGGGCCCCUGGCACUCCCGCCUCCUCAUGCUGCUGCCAGGUCCAGAGUCUCUCAUGGGUCCCUGUACGGCCUCCCAUUGCUGCUGUCUCCAUCGCCACACUCUGCCAUGUGCCACUUUCAGGUCUCCUCACACUGCUGGUGUGUUCCAUUUUGUCAUGGGGUGCUGGCAGAUUACGGGCCUCCCAUUGCUGCUGCCAGGCCCGUAAUCUGCCAUGGGCCCCUGUACCGCCUCCUCAUGCUGCUGCCAGGCCCGUAAUCUGUCAUGGGUCCCUGUACGGCCUCCCAUUGCUGCUGUCUCCAUCGCCACACUCUGCCAUGUGCCACUUUCAGGUCUCCUCACACUGCUGGUGUGUUCCAUUUUGUCAUAGGGUGCUG
This is a messenger RNA of Staurois parvus, 477 nucleotides long. NCBI's taxonomy places the organism in Eukaryota, Metazoa, Chordata, Amphibia, Anura, Ranidae. The record is from the annotation of a GenBank genome assembly.